UUGUGGAUUUUUGUGAUUUUAUUGCUACUCUACUGUCAGUACUCGACAUCUACGGCUUUGAAAGUUUAGAGAAGAACUCAUACGAGCAACUGCUCAUCAAUCUCACCAACGAGAGACUGCAGCAGUUCUUCGUAUCCAAGGUAUUAGACAGGGAGCAGCAGGCGUAUGAAGCUGAGGGAAUCCAAUGGGAAUCAGUACCGUUACCAGACGCCACACCAACGGUUCGAGUCAUUCAGUGA
Molecule: messenger RNA, 239 nt
Organism: Perkinsus marinus ATCC 50983
Lineage: Eukaryota; Perkinsozoa; Perkinsida; Perkinsidae
Product: myosin, putative
Exons: 2
Biological process (GO): vesicle transport along actin filament; actin filament organization
Cellular component (GO): cytoplasm; myosin complex; actin cytoskeleton
Molecular function (GO): ATP binding; actin filament binding; microfilament motor activity
Source: RefSeq, a predicted model, not a curated record